Messenger RNA from Lodderomyces pseudojiufengensis, 1944 nucleotides. RefSeq names its product DNA-directed DNA polymerase alpha subunit. The coding region runs from base 1 to 1944 and encodes 647 amino acids. The transcript has a single exon. Gene Ontology annotation, biological process: DNA replication; DNA replication initiation. Gene Ontology annotation, molecular function: DNA binding. The record is from RefSeq and is a predicted model, not a curated record. NCBI's taxonomy places the organism in Eukaryota, Fungi, Ascomycota, Pichiomycetes, Serinales, Debaryomycetaceae. Gene Ontology annotation, cellular component: alpha DNA polymerase:primase complex.
AUGACUGUAACAGAAUCUUUCAAAAAUGCUGUCGUAAAAAACUUUGGACCUCAGCCCGAUUUAUCAGAUGAUGAAUAUGAUAAAUUAUUUUCAUUAACUAAAAUUUUUCAAAAUGAAUUAGAAGAUUUAUACAUUGAAUGGGAAUCGUUCAACUUUGCUGAAAAUGAAGAUUAUAAAUUACAAAUGGUAAAUCUAACCAAGUUUCAUGAUUAUUUACAAAAAAAGCUUACCAAUAAUAAAUUUACACCAAAUAUAAGUAAGACUAAAGAUAUCAAUUCUGGAAGAAAACCAUUAUCAAAACGAAGUAUUAAUAAUGAAAAUACUCCAUCAACACCUCAGAUAAAGAAAAGAAAAGUUCUUGAAUCCUCAUCACCAGCACCAGCGGAUUAUGAUACAGCAAACAGUACCUUCAACACAUCUCCAAUCAAACCAGCUAAACAAUCACAUACUUUGAUAGAAACUUUAAAUCCACAUAUAGAAAAUUUUGAAUUGAAUAAUACAGACAACAAUCCCAUUAAAUUAACUGCAAAUUUUGAUCCAUUGAAAUUCAAAUUUCGAACAUUACAAAUGAAAUUAUUAGAAAGUGCAGAUGUUUUAGAUGAUCAAAUAGAUACAAUGGCAGAAAUAUAUCAAGAAGAAAAUAAAACUGAAGAUUUACAAUUUGGAAAUCCAUGUUUAAGUUCUCAAUUUGAUAUUUUAUGUUGUGGUAGAAUUGUACCAGAUUCACCAAGUUAUAAUCAAGAAAUUUUAAAUAAAAAAUCAUUAUAUUUAGAAACUUCAAGACUUUCUGGAGUUGGACAAAGAGUACCUUUAGAUUUAUCUGGUUUGAAUGGUUAUUCAUUUUUCACUGGUCAGAUUGUAAUUUUGAAAGGUAGAAAUCCAACUGGAAAAGAAUUUUGUGUGGAACAAGUAAUGCCUUUGCCACAAUUAGGAACAUCUGUUUCAAGUAAAGAAGAGUUAGAAGAAUUUGAAUCUUUACAAAAUGGUGAAGGAUUGAAAGUGGUUAUUGCAUCUGGUCCUUAUACAAACCUGAAUAAGUUAAAUUUUACUAAGUUAGAGAACUUAAUUGAGAAAUUAAAUACUGAAAUACAUCCAAAUGUUAUAAUAUUGAAUGGUCCAUUUAUUGAUCUUACAAACAAAGAAGUGGAAGAAGGUGAUUUCCCAAGUUUACCAAAAGAUCAACAACCAAGAAAUUUAGAUGAUGUUUUUAGAAUGUUAAUAACACCAAUUUUAAAGAAAAUAGAUUCUAAAAUUCAAGUCAUAAUACUACCAUCAUUAAAAGAUAGUUCUGCAAAUCAUUGUUCAUAUCCACAAGAUUCUUUUGAUAGAAAAAAAUUACAAUUACCUAAAAAUGUUAAAUGUUUUCCUAAUCCUUCAAGUUUUGCUGUAAAUGAAAUGUUGAUAGGUUCAUCAAAUCUUGAUAUUUUCAAAGAUUUAAAAGAAGUGUUAAAACAAGAUGAUUCAAUAUCAAAUAAUAGAUUUGAUAGAAUAAUUACACAUAUAAUUGAACAAAGAAGAUAUUAUCCAGUAAUGCCUGGUUCAAUUGCUUCAACUGCAACACAUUCAGAUAAUAAUAUAUCAGAUCUUGCUAAUGGUGCUUCAGGAGAAUUUUUAAAUGGUUUAAGUAUCGGUGGGUCUUGUUUGGAAAUUCCAUAUAUGGGAUUAUCAGAAUUAGGUACAUCAAUACCAGAUGUUUUAAUCUUACCUUCAGAUUUAAAAGCAUUUGCAAAAAUUGUAAAGGGAGUUGUUGUAAUUAAUACAGGACAGUUUAUAAGACCUAGUAAAUCAAGUGAAGUUGAAGAUGGUACUUAUGCUAUUUUGAGUUUGUUGCCGCCAAAGGUUGAUGAAGGAGGUGAGAAUAACGUAGAAAAAGUGGAAACUGAAGAUAAUGUAUACCACCACAAUAUUUAUAAAAGAUCAAGAAUAGACUUAUAUACCACAUAA